AUGCUUAUGCUUUUAAUAUGCUUGUGCUUAUGUUUAUCAACGUUUCCUUUUCCCUCUCCGCCCGAUCCUGUGACUCUCAACUUUAAAUAUCUCUCGCUUUUCACAGCUAUUAAGCCCUUCUACGUACUUGGUGACAGAGCUCAGUAUCCACAAGAACUGAUAGAGAAAUACCUAAAAUCUUUGUCGCAAUAUGCAAAGGGUUACGCUUCUUUAUUUAGUGCAAAUAAACAGGGCUGGGAUGACAUGCUCCCGCUGACAAGUGCCCCGACGAUGCGAGGGCACAUAAGCAGGAUGCUGAUGAUGUCUAUUGCAUAUCAGACAGAGGGGUCUGCUCUUUACAAAGACGAGUCAUGCUUUCACAAGAUUUUAUCAGCAUUUGUUACUCUAUCGCAGCAUUACACGGCAGGAAUACCAUGCACACCGGACGAAUACUUGUGGAGCUUGGUUAUCCCUGAUGAAAUCAUCAAUCUUUUGAUUGUUCUAAACAAUAUUUAUAUACCCACCAACAAUGUCGAAUAUGAAAAAGGUCUCCGCGCGAUCCUACAAGGCUUGUUCACGAUCCCUGCCAAGUCUCAGCUAGUGCAGGAGUGCACAGGAGAUCCCACCGAAUGGUAUGAUGAUACCAGGUGUCCCGUGAGUGCCGUUCUCAUGGAGCUCUGUGCAGCGAAGAUUGUGAUUUUCAGCUCCUUAAUGGUCGGCGACCUCAGCUCCAUGACCAAAUACUACAACAGAGUGAGCGCACUCCUUGAAGCACGUGACCCUGACUACGACGUCGUCCCUCAACCUGUCCUCUAUGACGGGUUCCGCACUGAUGGCACCUUUGUUGAAUAUUAUUCCAGCGUGAUUUUUGGGUCCACCGGGCAAUCGCUGCUCUACCUGCUUUCCUGCAUCCUUGCCCCGGCCAAGCAGAUCGAGGAGGCUCUACUUUCAAACAAGAGCCCGGGCGACGUUGUCAAGAUUACAUCCCAGGUCUCAACCAUUUUGCAGGAGGUUGCCACAUACUUCACUGGCACAAUCCUGCCCUUUGUGGCGAACUGUGGAUUUGUCGACUCCUUGUCUGGAGCAGAGGUGGCAUCAGGGGUUGACAAUCCAUACAAGCGCCUAGGUAAUAUACUCAUUGGACUGUUUCAGAUUGUCUCCGUCGCCAACUCCAGUGGAUACAGCCUCCAUGCAUCCUACGAACGCAUCUACAAGCACUGCAACUACUUCAUACUCAACUGCCCACAACUUAAGGUUCACCUGAUUUCUCACCUAAACUUUCCUACUCUCGGACUGUGGAACAAGGUCACGGGGGUCUUUCUAUCUUCUCCCGCGUACCCUGGCGAACUCAUGGUUGGGCACUAUCCGCUCAUUCACGGAGACCACUAUGCCUACCAGGCAAGGCAUUUCUCCCUGAUAAUCGCCAUGAACUCGUAUCGUACGCGGAACUUUCAGUGCAUUAAUGAUCUCAACAAGCUCGGGUUCUAUCAGGCGGCAGGGGCAGUCUUUCCCUUUGUCAGAGACCACCCGAAGCAAUAUGAGGACUAUGUUCUGCUGGCAUCAUCGCAUGAUUAUGCAGGCAUUAUAUAUGAUUCGGGCUAUCUGCCAGAUUGCUCAUCUCAAUCCCAUCUCUAUGGAACACUUUCACCUGGACGCUUUGUCUCUAGCAUAACAGAUGGCACGCAUGGGAGCGCAACGAUGGAUUACUAUAAUGCCUACUCCAACACCAUCCGUUAUAAGACCAUCUACCUCAUGGAGUCUCUCAGUGAAGGGCUCCAUGUGGCUCAGCUGACUUCCACCAAGACGAGAUCUAUUACCCUAAUAGCAAAUCUGGCUACUAUUCCACUUGGUGAGAAAGAUACGAAAGAAGUGUACGUUGAUGGAAUUAAACAAACUUCCGUCGGGAACUAUUCGUUCUUGCUGGCAAGAAAGAUUCUCUUUAAGAUAACCCCACAUUCUGGCAAAGCAUAUGCUGCAGCUCUUAUUUUCCCUGUAAGCUUAAGCGGAAUCAUUAGUGACAUGGCAGUAAUACGAUCGUACAACUAUGUUGGGGGGAAAGCACAUAUCACAAAAUCCUUCCAUGUCCUUAUUGUCACAACAACCUUACAGAGGGCUUCACCCUCUCCAGGCAGCGGCCAGUGGCAGCCUUUUCAGUCUCUUGUGUAUUCCUACUAUCCCUAUCUUCCUAUAGACACUACAGACGAUCAACUUAAUGGUUUGAUGAAUAGCUACACUCUAUCCUUUGGUGGUGGCUCUCAAGCUGAGCACACAGUCGACGACAAUACUGGAAUGCUUUCCUACACACAGGGAGACAAUAGGAUCAUCGCCCUUAACUUCUAUAGUGCCGGCACAGCCACACUCUAUGGCUCAACUACUAUCCAGUCUAGUGUCAUCUCGCAAGUGCUCUUUGUGCAGGCUCCAGGAAAGUACACCAUCACCGUCAGAAAUCCUGUGUCUUCCACAGCUACCGAAAUCAGACUAGAACUUAACGGCCUUGCAGACAUGGUGAGCGUUCAGCACUGGUGCACCACCGGGGGAUCGACGGGAGCAAACAAUCUGUACGUUGUGGCACGCCUUAGCAGAAUAGCCACGUGUCAAAUAGUUGUCACGCGUGGCGCGUCUCCUGCGCCUCUGCCCUCCAACAUUCCUCCUUCCACAGGUCGCCCGCCGUAUGUGCCACCUUCUGAACCGCUAGAUGACCUGUUGUAUGACACAUCUACCGAUAUAAUCAAGAUACUCACUCCCAAUGGAAAUAGAAUGCGCGAUGAUUGGAUAAUAGCAACCUCUGUUAUAGUUGUCAUCGUAUUCAUGGCAAUCUGCGUAGGAAUUGGUACCUGGAAGUGUAGGGUGAUGCGUAAAGCCUUGAUGCAUGUACACAAUAAGUCGCACAGGUUUGAGCCCAUUAACAUUUCUGAGACCAUUACUCAUCUCAACAAUCAGGCAUCAGAUGUUGAUGUGGCACAAAGUCAGGGAUCUCCUAGAUUCAAUAUCACUAAUAGCCACAUGACUCUUGAAGAGGCUAUACAAAUAUCAAAAGCAAUUGAUGGUUCUAGAAGCUGGACAUUUGAAAGCUCUAGGAGGCAAAAGCUCGAAUGA
Molecule: messenger RNA, 3075 nt
Organism: Giardia duodenalis
Lineage: Eukaryota; Fornicata; Diplomonadida; Hexamitidae
Product: Glycosaminoglycan polysaccharide lyase
Exons: 1
Coding region: 1-3075 (1024 amino acids)
Biological process (GO): carbohydrate metabolic process
Cellular component (GO): extracellular region
Molecular function (GO): carbohydrate binding; lyase activity
Source: RefSeq, a predicted model, not a curated record